AUGACCAUCAUGUUAAGUGCAUUAAGUAUAGUGGUAUCCAGCGUAUAUUUGAAAAACCAACAUUUGUAUACAAGCUGUACGAAUAUCAUGACAUUCACUUUGGUAGUCGCCUUCUUAAUGUUAGUCUGUACGGAAUACUUAGGACUAUCUCUUUAUAUUAAUGAUAAUGCAUUUGGUAAUGGACUUUUCAUCUUAACUGGUAUACAUUUUAGCCAUGUUAUUGUUGGAGCUAUCCUUGUAUUCUUCACUCAAAGUAUCUAUAGUUCUUUAGUUACUUACAUGCCUACAAGCUCUAUAAUGCUAAGCAAAUCUAAAGGUAUGUUAUGCAAGAUCUUUACAGAACCAUUCACUAUUUUAUAUCUACACUUUGUAGAAACCAUGUGGAUAUUAAUCCACAUUACAUUCUAUCUCUAA
Messenger RNA from Besnoitia besnoiti, 414 nucleotides. RefSeq lists its product as uncharacterized. Bases 1 to 414 code for a protein of 137 amino acids. Gene Ontology annotation, cellular component: membrane. The record is from RefSeq and is a predicted model, not a curated record. Gene Ontology annotation, molecular function: cytochrome-c oxidase activity. Lineage: Eukaryota; Apicomplexa; Conoidasida; Eucoccidiorida; Sarcocystidae. The transcript has a single exon. Gene Ontology annotation, biological process: respiratory electron transport chain.